UUCACCGAGGCCCAAGAGGAAAGAGAGAGCAUUGCACUCACACCAAGCACCACUCGCUCAGCACUGGUCCUCUCCUCGCAUCGCCUCUCCUCUUCCCAUCUCUCCCCCUCUCUCCUCAUCUCAAAAGCAAAACAGAUGGUGGAAAAGCAGCACAUCUGUCCGGUCGCUGUGCAACAAUAGAUCGCGUCGAGCCGCAGUCGAGCCUGGUCAUGUCCGCGCGCGAGAGCUGCUAGAGAUCCGGUGUGUUUUGUGGCUUCGCCUUUCACAACGGCUGCCGAGGGAGGACCGCGCGUCUGUCUGGGUUCUCCAACGAGCGGAGAAGAUGGCCGCCAUUAAGAUUUUAACCAGUGCGGGGCUUUUCUUGGCGUUUUGCGCUCUGGUCUUGUUGGCUAUGGCCAUCUGCACCGAUUACUGGUACGAGACGGAUGCUCGGCGGCAUCGCGAGCGCUGUAAGAACUACGCAAACAAGCGUAACGAUCCAGGAUACAUUUACAUCUCAAAUCACAACUUGCCUCUCCAGAUGCCUCCAAAGGGCUAUGAGAGGAAAGCGACGGAGGCGCGCGUGAAGCGGCACGCUCCGGCUUCGGCGACGGCCAUGGAGUCUCACUGCAGCCGCCAGUUCAAUUCUACUAUCUCCGGUUUGUGGAGAAAGUGCCACCGCGAGGGCUUUGACCUGGAGACCGAGGAUCUCAUUUACAAAGGGUUGAUUCAGAGAUGCACCCCUGUGAAGUAUCAUUACACCUCUUCAAUCCUGCCUCGAAACCUUCCUGUCAACAUCACCAAGACCAUCCGGCAAGAUGAGUGGCAUGCCCUGCAUCUGCGGAGGAUGACAGCAGGUUUUGUGGGCAUGGCUGUCUCCAUCAUCCUUUUUGGCUGGAUCAUCGGAGUUCUUGGAUGCUGUCAACAACAUGAUCUCAUGCAGUAUGUAGCUGGACUACUCUUCCUCAUGGGCGGAACCUGCUGUAUUAUCUCCCUUUGCACGUGCGUGGCGGGCAUUAACUUUGAGUUGUCGCGUUACCCGCGUUACCUGUACGGCCUUCCGGAGGACAUCAGUCAUGGGUAUGGCUGGUCCAUGUUCUGUGCCUGGGGCGGACUGGGUCUCACCCUGCUGGCCGGGUUCUUAUGCACGCUGGCUCCUUCUUUAAGCAGCCCCUUGGCCCGCACCACAGUCCACAAAUCCAGGCACGAAAAUGGGACUGUGUGAUCAGAGACUCCUGCUGCGACGUUUUCACGACAUGCAUACAGCGUCGACGUAAGGACAAAGCAUCUGGCCUGUUCAUCAUCAUGCAGUAUCUUUUCUCUUUCUGUGUUCCUAUGACUCCAGUGGCUCUCGUUGAUCACCGAUGUCGACACAACUUGCGUACACCGUCCAUUUGUUUAAAAGGUCUGUAAACGGCCCGAACACUGCUGAUAAAGUCAAAUGGAGACACAAGCACAGACCACCGAGCAUCUUCCACCGUCUCACAUGUCUCUCACUCUGGUUCUUCGUGGCACAAAAAAAAGAAAAAAAAACGAAAUGUUCACCGCUCUGCUUCAUGACGGAGAAGCGAGCUGGAGGCGACUCUCUUCUCUCCGAGAGGAUAAUAUGGUGCUCUCUUUUCAAAUUCACACAACUGCGCAGAAAUCUUUUCAAAGACAUCAAAAAAAAAUCCAUGGGUUUUCUUAUAGCUGACUGACGGUGUGGAGGAUUUGAGUCCGGAAGCAAUGGGAAGGAGGGAUAAAAGUAUUUCUGUCGUUCGAGCUUUGAGGAGCACAUUUCCCAAGGCCUCAAAGAGUGUGUACGUAAAAAAAAAAAAAAAAAAAAAAAACUUUGUUUUGUCUAGAUUUCAGGUCUGUUUGUAUGAAAUUAUGCUUGGGAUGCAAAUGGAGCCUUUUCACUCUUUGUUAUGAUUGUAGCGAUCGGCGACAUGGCUAGCUGGUUUGGUGGAAUCCGACCGAAUUUGACGUUAUUUCUGGCAUGUGAAUUACCAACGUGAUGAAAAUGUUUGUCUCAUGAAGCCUUAUUGCUGUUAUGAGCACAACAUGACCAGAAUCAGAGUUAUAUAUGAACACAGCACCUUCCAACCACAACUGAAUGUUGUCGAAUAGUUAAAGAUACGGCACAGUUACAGCUCGGGGCGACACGUUGCGAGAUUUUGAAGGAAAUUCAGUGUUGUUUAGCCGCAAAAUGUGAAGAUACAGAAAUUGUACAGAACUUUGACGAAGAUGCUGAAUUGCAGAUAAGAGUGUUUGAUAUACAGUACAGUACAUGACACGCAACAAGCUAUAAUGUUUACAUCAUUUAAUGUUUGUACUUAGAUGACUCCAACCGAAACAAUAUUUUAAAAACCCCAACAGGCCCGGAGGUUUUAUUCUAGUAAUAACCUAGUAAUAUCUUUUUUUAAGUGAGUGUUUCCACAUUAUCAUGAAUAAUUCAUAUUGAUUCUUCUCUCACCAAUGGAUAUUAUUUAUUGAGGAUGCUACUGUGAAAAGCACAGUUGCCGUAAAUCAUUUACCAACGCCUCACAUGUCUUUGCCAAACGUACGUUCAUAGUCUCAUAGACCUCCACAGAACCCAGAUCAACUCUUGAGCACAACGCACUAAUGUUGAUAUUCACGGCGAGACGAAACGCAAUAGGUCACGUAAGACUUUAAAGACGGCAAAUACGCUCAAAAUGCGUCCACGGUGUGGGAGAGAGGAAGGGGUUUGUAAAUUGUCAUUAGAGGGAAACUGUGGAGUCCAGUCAUUUUAUGGUAAAGCUUACAGCUGAUUGGCACAAACAUUUAUGUCACAGACAUAAAGUGAACAGAAGCCAAAAGAACAAAUCCCUUUAGGUAGAUAGGAGAGUGUUGUAUUGAGUGCGAUGAACUGCAGGGCAGGUAUUGACUGAAAAUAUAGUGGCAAAAAGUAAUAAACACCACUUGAGAAAGGAUUUGUGUUAAACGUCUGAAAAUGUGAAUAUUUUGGACAGGAUUUAAAAAAAGAGCACAAGCUUUUCAAGUGAAAAGAAUAAAAGCAGCUUCAGGUGUUUUGUCACUUACGGGGAGAUAUGAGAGACAUUUGUACAAAAGCUGCCGUUUUCUUUGGCAGCUGAAGUAGCAUCACUUUUUUUAUUUAUUUUUGGGUAUGAACUGUUUUUACCGGUUCAUUUCAUAAUUACAACUGGACAAAACAAGUAUCAUUGUCUCGCAUGCUGUCAUAUUGAUUCAUUUCAGUGUAUUUAGACUGUGUAAAUUUUUUUAAAUGACUUUUAUUUUAUGAAAUAAAAUGUUAGUAGCAUUUCA
Molecule: messenger RNA, 3264 nt
Organism: Puntigrus tetrazona (Sumatra barb)
Lineage: Eukaryota; Metazoa; Chordata; Actinopteri; Cypriniformes; Cyprinidae
Gene: tmem276b
Product: transmembrane protein 276b
Exons: 4
Coding region: 323-1204 (293 amino acids)
Cellular component (GO): membrane
Source: RefSeq, a predicted model, not a curated record